UCCGCGCGGGCGCCCCACGCGGUGACAGCUCAAGGUCCUGACGCCACAACGCAUCUCCAGGCAGCCCGCCCCCUCGCAACAUCCGUCACCUGACCCUGCCAUAUCAGGAACCGCCGCGGUCCCGCUCGCGUCCCUGCUUGCCUGUCCCCCUUCCUUUAUUAUUCGCGCCCUUCGCCGAGGGUCCUCCAUUUUUCCAAACCGGAUUAUUUAAAAGAGAAAAAGAAAGAAAGAAAGGGGGGGGGAAAAAAAAAAAGCAAAGUCAUCUCGUAGCUCUAUCCUCCAUUCAGGAGGCUGGAUGUUAUUUUUGAAAGAAAUGGCGCUAUGUUCCACUUCUAGAUUUGGGAAAUGAGUGAAAUUAAAGGAAACUGCUGCGACAUAUGGACACUGCGUGGCGCUGGCGCCGCUGGAGCGGCGGGCCCGGGGCCGGACCAGGUAGGCGGAGCCGAACCCCAACCCCUGUUGGGUCCGGGAGCCCUUUCCCCUCCCUGUUCCCGGCGUUGCGGAGGGCUCUGGGCUAGGCCGACAGUCCAUUCACCAGAAUUUUUAUUUUCGCUUUUAACCUCCGGCGCAGCGAAGCAUCUGAACGCUUCUUCCUCUUUCCUCCGCCCGUGGUGCUCCCCUCCCCCACCAGCUGCUAUUCGCUCUCCGCGAGGCCCGGCGUCCACUGGUCGUUCCGCCCGCGGCGGCCCGCAGCCGCCGCCUCCUCCUCCCGCCCGGCUCUCCGACACCCUUCCCUCUUUCCGCCUGACUCCUCAGCGUGGUCCCUCUCCUCUGUCCUCUCCUCCUCGUUUCUUCCACAUCACUGUUCCUUUCUUUCUGGACACCCACCCUGCUCCUCGCGCCGCUGUGGUCCUCUCUGCACAGGAAAAGCAGGGGAAGGAAAGGAAAGAGCCGCAUAAAGCAGGGGUGAGUCGAGGACACCGCGGCGGCCUGAGGACACGGAGGAGCCGGGUUCCAGAGCGCUGUCUGACGGGUCCCAGCUCUCUGGCUGGAUGGAGCUCUGACCCGGGCUCGCCUGCUCCCCGAAGGCGGGUGGUCGAGCCCAGGCCGCCGCUUUCAGGCGGACGGCGCUGACCCGAUGCUCCAGCGUCCCAGGCCUGAAGUCAGUCUCGAUCGGCUGAGAGCCUCGUGGGCUGGAGGCGCGGCCUGGCCGACCAGGCAUGUAAGAGAGGAUGUGGGACUAGGCCCAAUCUUCGGAACCUGAAAGGUGGCUCACCUCGAAGUGGCUUCUUUUAUAUGUGCCCGGACCUAGUGGUUGAGCUGCAGAAGUGGAUCCGCAGCGUGAGAACCGACAGGUCCAAAGGAUCUGAGCCCCUCACUGUCUGGAGAAGGCAAGUGAGGCUUGGAUGGUGCAAUCACCGUACUGUAACUGAGAGGCCAGUUCCAGCGGCAGGCUGCUUCCACUCCCCACCCCUCACCUUGGCACAGGAUGUAACCGCCUAACGGGCCGGUUAAAGUGAGACUUAGGGACCAGGCUUAAAUAGCCACUCAUUUUUACACACAUCUUUUACAAACCUACCUCUCCCCUCUCCUGCAGGACUCCCUCAGAAUUUACCAAACGUCGGGCUCCACACUGAGGCUGCUUGCCACUCCUCUGCGACAGAAUAAAAGGGCUUUUUCUGCUCUUCACAAGGCUAGCUCUUUCUCCUUCAGUGACUCUGAGUGACAUGAGAGAAAUGCAAAAUGCAAAAGAAAAAAAAUCAGAGCGAAACUUUGGGAAAUAUCCCGAGAUAAUUUACUGGGUAAGUGCAUCCAUCUUCUAAAAGACAUUUGUAAUAUUUCAGUUUGACCCCGUAGACACUCUAUUAAAGGAAACAAAAUUUAAGUAAUAAACAGGUG
Camelus dromedarius (Arabian camel) is the source of this 1839-nucleotide messenger RNA. Its product is annotated as translation initiation factor IF-2. The record is from RefSeq and is a predicted model, not a curated record. Lineage: Eukaryota; Metazoa; Chordata; Mammalia; Artiodactyla; Camelidae. The transcript has 3 exons. Bases 346 to 1074 code for a protein of 242 amino acids.